Messenger RNA from Catharus ustulatus (Swainson's thrush), 2438 nucleotides. Its product is annotated as gap junction beta-6 protein. The transcript has 3 exons. Gene Ontology annotation, biological process: cell communication. The record is from RefSeq and is a predicted model, not a curated record. Bases 643 to 1434 code for a protein of 263 amino acids. NCBI's taxonomy places the organism in Eukaryota, Metazoa, Chordata, Aves, Passeriformes, Turdidae. Gene Ontology annotation, cellular component: connexin complex.
UUUGAAAGGAAGAUAACCUCUGAUCAAGGUCCUAGCUUUUGAGUGAGUAAAGAGCAAAUGAGCCAUCACAUCACUACAGGUAGCGCUGGAGUGUUAUGUUGGAGUGAUCUGCACUGGUAGCUUUAGUAGUGUAAAGAGCCAAACUUGGCUAACUUAAAUUCUGCUUGGAUCACUGUGUCUGUUGGAGAGGAGUGGACACUUUGGCAGUGUCUGAAUUGCCUUCAUUGGCUCCCUUAAGUUGCAUUGAGAACUGUUUAAAGCCAGCUAGUAGGAAACGCUGUGGCCCAAGUAUUUGGAUGGCAUUCAGGCUGCCUGGAUAUGGCGCUACAGUCUUAGAUGUGCCACCUUUCAGGGAGAAGAUAGUGAGACUUGUGUGUGAUCAGUGCCUGUAGCACUCAAGUAGUCCAGAAGUCAUAUGACUCUCCACCAACACCAAAAUAAGCCUGAGGCUGUGAGCAAGAAGGGGCAAAGGUUGGUGACUUGCUCAGCAAGCAGUGGGAAGAACAGUGGAUGGUGGCAGGAGGAGCUGAAGAGAGCUGGAAGAUUUGGUGAGACGGUUUACAGGCAGGGAGAAGGUGGAAUGACUAGGAAGAAAGUAAGGACUCUGGUGGAGUUACAGGGGCAGAGGAUUGAAACGAGACAAUGGAUUGGGGAGCUCUGCAUACUAUUUUGGGAGGUGUAAAUAAACACUCCACCAGUAUCGGGAAGAUAUGGCUCACAGUCCUCUUCAUCUUCCGUAUCAUGAUCCUGGUUGUGGCUGCGGAGAGAGUCUGGGGAGAUGAACAAGAUGACUUUGUCUGCAACACGCUUCAGCCUGGGUGCAGAAAUGUUUGCUAUGAUCACUUUUUCCCCAUCUCUCACAUCAGACUCUGGGCCCUGCAGCUGAUUUUUGUCUCCACACCUGCACUGCUGGUGGCCAUGCAUGUGGCUUACAGGAGGCAUGAGAAGAAAAGGCAGUUCAGAAAAGGGGACCAGAAAUGUGAAUUCAAGGACAUCGAAGAAAUCAGGAAACAGAGGUUUCGUAUUGAGGGCUCCUUGUGGUGGACAUACACCAGCAGCAUCUUUUUCAGGCUGAUCUUUGAAGCUGUCUUCAUGUACGCGUUUUAUUUCAUGUACGAUGGGUUCCGAAUGCCUCGCUUAAUGAAGUGUAAUGCCUGGCCCUGCCCCAACACUGUAGACUGCUUUGUUUCCCGACCUACUGAAAAGACGGUGUUCACUAUUUUCAUGAUUGCUGUGUCCAGCAUUUGCAUUCUUUUAAAUGUGGCUGAAUUAUGUUACUUACUGACAAAGUUUUUCCUCAGAAGGUCUAAAAAAGCUGGAAAUUCGAAACAACAACCCAACCAUGAGAAUAAGGAAGAAACCAAACAAAAUGAAAUGAAUGAGUUAAUAUCUGAUAGCUGCCAGAACACAGUUAUAGGGUUUUCAAGUAGCUAAGGGGGUGUCAAUGCUGAUGUUCACUCUUUUUGGAGUGAAUGUUUUAUUUAAAGGCUGAAAAUGAAAUCUGUUGUAUGAAACAAAGUUGGGUAAGAUUUUGAUGCAUAGUGUCAGAUGUUGAGUAUGUACACGUCUGGGAAAAGUCAGGGCAGCUUAAACAUGUGAAAAUUGCAUGAGGAUUAAAUAGGAAGAUGUACUUUCCUAUGAGUAGCCUUACAAGCUGACUAUGACAAGUGGGAAGCCCACUGCUACCUUCAUGCUGACACAGCUGAAAACUAAAUGCGACAGCAAUAAGAACAAAACUCUUUCAAGCUAGCUAUUCUAGUAUUACAAGAUGUUUUGUAAUAGUGAUAGUUUUUACUUGUGAACUGAUGAUUAAAAUAUUUUUCUAAAAUCUAAGAUUCCAUGUUACUUAAGAUGUUAUAGUACACAACUGACUGUGUUUUAUUUCUUAACCAGGCAUAUGCAGAUGAAUCCUGUAAUACCAUAUUCAUAGGGACGAGACAGCAAUAGGCUACAUACAUCUUCACAGCUUUGCAAGUGCUGCUUGAGUCUGGGCAGGUAGCUUGAGACGCUUGCAUACACACUGCUGGCUGUAGGGGAAUUGAAUGAAAGCCCACUAGUGUGGAUAAUUGAGGUAGCUAGAUUCUGAGUGCAAACACAUGCCUGAAAACAGCACAAGAAUAUAGUUACGGCCUAUGUAGACUUGUUUAAACAUCUAGCAGACCUGGUAAUCUUGCCGAUCCUCUUAUUUGCAUACUGCCAGUUUUAUAGCUACUUACGUAUGUUUAUGUAGAUGUUUAUUUCUCUAAUGUAUUAGCUGUAUUUGUUUCUUUAUACUGUAUCACAUCGUGGAACUUUUUUGGCUUUGAUUUGUUUGCUUUUUUGGUAGUAGACUGAUGGUGCUGUUACGAGACUAGAGUCUGUCUGGUUUCAAGGACAUGGAAAAGUAUUACUGGAAAUGGAGCAAGUCUUCUGAAUAAAAGGCGAACACUUUUACCUUU